This is a messenger RNA of Fusarium oxysporum Fo47, 423 nucleotides long. RefSeq lists its product as uncharacterized. Lineage: Eukaryota; Fungi; Ascomycota; Sordariomycetes; Hypocreales; Nectriaceae. The record is from RefSeq and is a predicted model, not a curated record. Bases 1 to 423 code for a protein of 140 amino acids. The transcript has 3 exons.
AUGGCAUUUGUUGCGCGGAUCUGGGACUUCAACGAACCCAUAUCGGCGGGCAAUUGGAAAAACAAGGUGUUUGGCUACCUGCUGAAACCAGGCGUGAACGAGAAGCUCGUCGCUACAUAUGACGAUGUGAAAGGCUUCCUAAAGGAGUUCGAGGCGCUUUACCGAAAGCAAUAUCCCAAAACUCCAGCUUUGGAUCUCGACAGGCUAUGGACUACAUUCAUGAGGGAUUUGACAACCAAGAUGAAAGUUUGGACCAAAAGAUGGUUACUAUAUCGUGCCGAUGAGAUGGCGAAGGACUGGGCGGCUGCUGCGAUUUUAAGCUACGCACAAGAAGCACUGACAAUCUUAGAGAAGGCCCAGGAGCAUCAAAAGAAACACGGGAUUGCGGUUGAUAAAUUCAAGCCCGACGUGGUUUUUAAAUAA